UGCCAUGCACUUGACCAUUUUCAGAGUCAGAAUUUGUACCUUCACACAAUGGAGUUUUGGUUACAUUCCUCUUAAACAAGUUCUCCCAAUUUAAAAUAAGAAGAUUUUAAAUUAAUCGUUGACUGAAGACAGCAGUUAGAAAUUUAUUGAACAGUAGUUCCACCCCUUAUAUCCAAUUAAUUAAUCAUGACUCCCAAUUCCUCCCCGACUAAAACCACCCCAAGUUGUUCAAGUUCGAAUUUGAAGGAAAAUUUAGCCCCGUCGGGGAACGAAAGCACUUUUAACCAAGAGAAAGAAAUUUGUCCCGAAAAUUUCAACCAGGCCGUUAACACUUCUCAGCAGAAGGAAAGUUUAUCACAAGAUGUACGAAUUUUUCAGUGCAAAAUUUGUGAUAAAAUUUAUACAGCGGAGACCACGUUGGUCAUGCAUUACGAGAAGACGCACAACCUCUUCAGAUGUGGUCGAUGCGAAAAGGAGUACUCUGUGAGGGACGAACUAACUCGUCACGUCAAGGUCACCCAUCCCUUGGAGGAAUUCGGAUGCAGUAUAUGUGGAACGAGUUUGAAGAAUCAGGAUCAACUCGAUGACCACGUCAAGGCGCAUAUUGGAACAAUGGGUACUUUUGCAUGUCCAGCCUGCCCGAAAAUGUUUCUUUCUCUGGUUGAUUUAAAAGCUCACAUGGGGACCACCCACACAUCUCUAAAGGUCUGGAAGUGUUCCAAAUGUUCCAAGGAAUUCAGGAAAAAACGGAUCCUUCGAAUUCAUGAGAUUCGAAAGCAUAAGCCAAAUCUCCCCAAAGGAAUUUUUGCCUGUUCAAAAUGCCCCAAAAAAUUUAACCGAGCCAAGCAAUUAGGAAGGCACGAGAUCUUCGUCCAUGCCUCGAUUCGGGGUGAAUUCCCAUGCCCUAAAUGUCACAAGAAAUUUAAACUCGCGUCACACCUAACAAGACACAAAAGAAUCGCACAUUCGAAGAAAAAACCAGCAAAGAUUUCGUGCCCCCUGUGUCCCUUAGAAUUUAAAAGGGUCUCUCAGAUGAAGUAUCAUAAGGUCAAGGUGCAUGCAAACAUUGCAUGUCCCACGUGCCCCAAGAAGUUUCUGUCGAAAAAAGGGAUGAAAACACAUGCAGAAAUUUGCAAAGCUUCACUGAUUGCGAAAAGUCCCUCGUCAUCAACAAGCAUUCGACAAAUUCGCACGUCUUCGCCGUCUACAAGCAGUGGAAGAAUUUCGCGACCCUCGUCGUCUACAAGCGGUCGCCAAAUUUCCAAGCCCUCGUCAUCAACAAGCAUUCGACAAAUUCGCACGUCUUCGCCGUCUACAAGCAGUGGAAGAAUUUCGCGACCCUCGUCGUCUACAAGCGGUCGCCAAAUUUCCAAGCCCUCGUCGUCUGCAAGCAGUCGAAAGAUUUCUAAAGCUUCACAACCCUCGUCGUCUGCAAUCAGUUAUAAAAUUUCCAAAACCUCGUCGUCUGCAAUCAGUCGUAAAAUUUGCAAAGCCUCGUCGUCUGCAAACAGUCGACAAAUUUCCAAAACUUCGUCAUCUAAAAGAAGUCGACAAAUUUACAAAGCUCCGCGGAUUGAAAUCAGUCCCAAAAUUCGCAAAUCGUCGGGGUCAACAAGCAGGCGACAAAUUUGCAAAACUUCACCUAUUGCAAGCAGUCCCCAAAUUCACAAAUCGUGUACAAUCAGGCGAAUAAUUUUUGACCCCUCGUCAUCUUCCGACAGUGAACAAAUGUGUACGCCUUCACCGAUACAAAAACCUAGACCAAUUUGUAGGGUAGCACCCAUCAAUAAAAAUCCACAAAUAAACGCACUUGUGUCAUUAAAAAAUAAUUCAACACCACAAGAAAAAUCUGCAAAUUUUCAAAAACGAGAAAAAUCCCAAGUAAAGAAACUAACCCUGACACCGACACGGCCUAGCGAUAAAAAUUCCACGAACAUAAUGCGAUACAGUUGUUACGUGUGUCGCAGAAUUAGUCAUAGUUUCGCCCAGCACUGUGCCCACAUUCGUACCCACACGGUUUAGGACUAUUUUUUGCCUUGUCCACCAUUUCAAACAGAAUAUGAUCUUGACAUUUACGCAUAUGAUGACCUACAAAUAUGUACAUAUUUAUGUAGGAGAAAGUGAGAGACAAAUUAACACGAGGUUUGGACAUUAUUAAAAUAAUUAAGGAAAUCGAAGGCAUAUUGCUUAUAAGCAUAUUUACAUAUCAUGGCUGACGUUGUAAAGUAAUUUUUGACUUUAUUAAUUAAUUUAAUAUAUCUUCAUCAUUUUACAUAUGUACCCAUGUAAAAAUAUUAAAGUUACUGAUAUUUGUGUAUUUAUAUAAAUUAUGAUAUAUUGUUAAAUGUAUUGUUGCGUAAUUAUGUGGAUAUGCAUACAGCAUACAUAUCACAAUUAUUGAUUCGUUGAAAAUAUUGUGCUUGGUGCUACGUAGAUUUUGUUUUUACAAGUACGAAUUAUCAAAUGUGCAGGAAGAAAUAUUUAAUAUGUGUAAAAUUUAGUUUGAUAAUCGUGAUAUGUGUGAAAAUUUUAAAAUAAAUGUUUUCUCUUAUUA
Messenger RNA from Folsomia candida, 2554 nucleotides. Its product is annotated as zinc finger protein 236. Bases 187 to 2022 code for a protein of 611 amino acids. Lineage: Eukaryota; Metazoa; Arthropoda; Collembola; Entomobryomorpha; Isotomidae. The transcript is spliced from 3 exons. Gene Ontology annotation, biological process: regulation of transcription by RNA polymerase II. The record is from RefSeq and is a predicted model, not a curated record. Gene Ontology annotation, molecular function: RNA polymerase II cis-regulatory region sequence-specific DNA binding; DNA-binding transcription factor activity.